ACUGGGGGCUCUGCUUUGGGGCACUAAAGACGCCCAUAACCCAAGUGUGUGUAGAGGUGCCAGUGCACGGGGCGUUACACCCAGAGGUCCAGAAGUGAAUAAAGCAACUUUUGGGUUCCAAGAAAGAAAAGAAAUAGUGUGGAAAUUGGAGAAAGAAGUAUAUCAGUCUCAACGAUUCAGAGGGAAUUUUCAGUUACCUCCAAUAACUGGCCCAGUACCUCCACCUCCAUCAACUGUGGCAUACAACGGUAGAAAUGAGAGUGAAGUUCUUGAUGACAUUUUUCCUCCCAGGGAAUGGACAGAAAACAAUAAGUUAUGGGUGCAACAUGUUUCAACAGCCCCUUGCAACCGUAUGGAUGUGGUCAAUCUGCAGGAAGAGCUGGAUUUAUUACUCUUUCAAAGAGGUGCACGUGAGCUCGGACUCUGUUCUGUUCGCCGAGAGCUCUUCUCACAGUGUUUUGAUGAACUCCUCCGACAGGUCACCAUCACCUGUGUAGAGAGAGGGAUACUAAUGAUGAGGGUCCAGGAUGAGAUCGAGAUGACGAUUGCUGCCUACCAGACUCUGUAUGAAAGUGGAAUCAUAUAUGGCUUGAGAAAAGCCUUGCAAGCUGAACAAGACACAAUUGAUUUAGAAACUAAGAUUGUAGACUUGGAGACUGAGAAUAGAGAUCUUGAGAGGCAGGUGGCCGAACAGAAGGAAAUAUGUAAAGUGAUUGGGAAGAGAGAGGAAGAUCGAAGAAAGCUAGAGGAAAGAAAACGGAAUGUUGAAAUUGAGGCCCUAAAACGAUCAAAUCAGCAAAUUAAGCCCCUUACUGAUGGUAGACUCAUGCACUUUGUCAUCAACAGUGGCAAGAGCUACCUGCGGGUCCCAUGA
Erpetoichthys calabaricus (reedfish) is the source of this 874-nucleotide messenger RNA. RefSeq names its product axonemal dynein light intermediate polypeptide 1-like. Bases 353 to 874 code for a protein of 173 amino acids. Gene Ontology annotation, cellular component: filopodium; axoneme. NCBI's taxonomy places the organism in Eukaryota, Metazoa, Chordata, Cladistia, Polypteriformes, Polypteridae. The transcript is spliced from 8 exons. Gene Ontology annotation, molecular function: dynein heavy chain binding. The record is from RefSeq and is a predicted model, not a curated record.